Lobosporangium transversale is the source of this 1164-nucleotide messenger RNA. RefSeq names its product major facilitator superfamily domain-containing protein. The transcript has 8 exons. The record is from RefSeq and is a predicted model, not a curated record. Gene Ontology annotation, molecular function: transmembrane transporter activity. NCBI's taxonomy places the organism in Eukaryota, Fungi, Mortierellomycota, Mortierellomycetes, Mortierellales, Mortierellaceae. Gene Ontology annotation, biological process: transmembrane transport. The coding region runs from base 1 to 1164 and encodes 387 amino acids.
AUGUCGCUAAGCCCACAAACGCCCACACCGUUGCCUAAAGUCCCUCUCUUUGUUUUAAGCAUUGUCAUUUUUUCUGAACCCCUGACAUCCACGAUCCUUUUCCCCUUCGUUUAUUUCAUGGUCCGUGAUUUCCACAUAACGGAGAGCGAGGAUGAGAUUGGGUUUUUCUGUGGGUUGAUUGCGUCAUCUUUUUUCUUUGCCCAGUUCUGCACCUCAAUCUUCUGGGGCUUCAUGUCGGACCGCUAUGGCCGCCGACCGAUUCUACUCAUUGGGCUUUGUGGUACGGCCAUUGCUUGUACUUCAUUUGGACUCAGUAAAAGCUUGCCCUGGGCAAUCAUCAGUCGCUCGAUGUGUGGACUUUUAAACGGGAACGUGGGUGUUGCCAAAUCAAUGCUAGGUGAGAUUGCAGAUAAAUCAAAUCAAUCACAGGCUUUCGGUGUCUUUGGGUUUGCCUGGGGUAUUGGAAUGAUUGUUGGGCCUGUCCUUGGUGGAUACCUCGCUGAUCCUGCAAAGAACUUUCCCGAGAUAUUUGGUGAAUUGCAGUUCUUCAUCGAGUACCCAUACUUCCUCCCUUGUUUUGUCGCGGCCAUUGGUAGUCUCAUCGGGUUUAUAAUUGGAUAUUUUUUCCUUGAAGAGACAAAUAGACGAGCAAAGACACAUACACAUGACCUGAUGCAGAAUAAUGCAAGCUAUACCCAGCAACCGAUGCAGGUUGUCGUUAUACAGUCCGGGACUGGGCUCCCUCCGGUCUCUAUCACAACCAUUAUUGCUUAUGCCAUGUUGGCCUUGCAUUCAAUCGUAUUUGAAGAAGUGUAUACGCUUUUCGCAGUGACACCCUUAAGGUCGCACGGACUCGGUUGGAGCGCAAUUCAACUCUCGGGUAGCUUAGCCAGCAUGGGUCUCGCUCAAUUGGUUUUGCAGUUCAUCAUCUAUCCGCAAUUCGAGCGACGGUUUUCUGCAGUGUCCAUCUUCCAAUUUGGGCAGUUGAUCUAUGGUUGUGCUUACAUUGUGUUCCCAUUGAUUCGCGCCUUUGCUGUGGAUGAGAACGAUGGACCGACAGCAGGGCAAACCCCACGAGUACGCUACUUGAUUCUAGUUGCCCUAACGAUCAAAUAUACAUGCUCUGUAUUUUCGUACACAUCCGUGAUGGUCAUGGUAAGUUAA